This is a messenger RNA of Fibroporia radiculosa, 1527 nucleotides long. RefSeq lists its product as uncharacterized. The record is from RefSeq and is a predicted model, not a curated record. The transcript has 3 exons. NCBI's taxonomy places the organism in Eukaryota, Fungi, Basidiomycota, Agaricomycetes, Polyporales, Fibroporiaceae. The coding region runs from base 1 to 1527 and encodes 508 amino acids.
AUGCACGAUCGAACCAUCUGGAACUCUCUUCUUUAUUCUCUCAGCAACCACAUCCCACUAAUCUCGACAUUCGCGCGAGACCCAGCAACCGCAGCUUCUCAACUAUCUACCAAAGACCUGGAACGAUUUGUGAUCUCAACCUACCGCAUAGAUCGGACAUGGCUUCAAUCGCGCGGUCCGCCCAUCUCGCUGAGUAUUCGACCCAAGCUUGGCAUUGAACAGGACGUCUCGCACAAUUUAACGGACAACAGAACGAUUUUGUCUCUGGAUACCAUUGACGACCGGUGGUUGCUAUGUGUAUACCAUGAACGCUUUCUCGAGCUGUGGGAUCUAUUGUCGAAAGGAUCGAUCCCAACUAAUGCGCCUGCGGACAUCGUUUGCUGCCUCUGCAGCCAUCUCCCGGGUGACAGCCCGUGCACAUCUAGUCGUGCAUCUCUGGAUGAAGAUCAAUCAUCCAUAAUUCUUGCCGUCACUUCAAACAGUGUCUGUAAUUUCUUUCGGGUGGUUCUCCCUGUAUCGCAAAACAACGCAGCAGUAGAAGCAGCGCGCUUAGAAUCGAUCGCGUCUAUACAGAUGACCAGCCCUACACUCCUCGCGCGCUCCAUCUAUCCCCCGGGACAACUAGCGUUUUUCUCGUACUCAAACUCCUUCAUGAUUGUCAAUUGGAACUCGCACAUGCAAUGGCCGAUAGACGUCUCUGAUCAACACGAGGAGGAAUUGUGGAAUGGCGUAAUAGGUGCCGAAUUCGUUACACCUCGUCACAUCAUCUGUGUAAAGGCGCACGCUGUCGAGCUAUACACCCUCCCGGUAUCUUUGUCUGAAUCUUACAGUAGUCCCAGCAUUCCCGGCGUGCCACGGGCGAAUACUCGCGUUCGAGUAGAUGUCCUUUCUCAUUCCUUCCCGAACUUCACUUUCCGUGGAGUUUCUCUCUCCACGCCUCGAUUCCUCUCGUUAUCAAACCGAUUGAACGCGAACACAAGCGCGUCGCUCAACUUCCUCGCCUAUGAUGUCCUCCGAGGAUUAUUUCUCUAUCGCGUGUCCUUGCUGCUGCCCCCUCUUGCGCUCGAUAAUACCUACGACGUCCCACCCCCGCACAUGAGCGCUAGUCUUCUGGCUGCGCACCACAUGGCGAUGUAUAUUGGCAAGUCCACUGGCAACCCGGCUACGACUUCUACCAGUUUACCGCGAAGUGGGAUGACUCCUGGUACUCGUGGGUUUGUAUCCACAUGUGUUUUGGGGCGUACGGGCAGGCGAGGACUGUGGGUCGAGCGUAAGCGAGGCAGUGUCAGGAGGGGUGUGGUAGGAUUCAGCACACCUAUUGAUGCCUGGGACCGCUCAGAUGACUUGCAGCUCGAAGAGAAAAUAGGGGGAGAGGCGGAACAAGAUGGAAAUGAUGCCGAUAAUGAUGCUGACGCAGAAUCCGAGGCUAACUGGUGGGACGACCCCAACAGUCGUUUCAUAGAUGGUAAUACAAUAUUCGAGGUGAAUUCAUAUGAUUUACGAGGUCAGUUGGUCCUCCUUCAUUAA